CCAGAGCCAAACUACGAGGCCGACCGCGUCGCCGUCGAAGAUGGCGGCCAAUCGGAGGAGGCGCUGCACGCGCGGGGGCUUGGCCCCGACGACAUUGCUUGGCCAGCCGAUAUUGGCGCCGAGGAGGACGGCGCCAUCGUGCAGGCCGCUG
Messenger RNA from Prorocentrum cordatum, 151 nucleotides. NCBI's taxonomy places the organism in Eukaryota, Dinophyceae, Prorocentrales, Prorocentraceae. The record is from the annotation of a GenBank genome assembly.